This is a messenger RNA of Debaryomyces hansenii CBS767, 2163 nucleotides long. RefSeq names its product bifunctional glycerol-3-phosphate/glycerone-phosphate O-acyltransferase (gene SCT2). Gene Ontology annotation, biological process: phospholipid biosynthetic process. Lineage: Eukaryota; Fungi; Ascomycota; Pichiomycetes; Serinales; Debaryomycetaceae. Gene Ontology annotation, cellular component: endoplasmic reticulum membrane. The coding region runs from base 1 to 2163 and encodes 720 amino acids. Gene Ontology annotation, molecular function: glycerol-3-phosphate O-acyltransferase activity; glycerone-phosphate O-acyltransferase activity. The record is from RefSeq and is a predicted model, not a curated record. The transcript has a single exon.
AUGGAUACUACGAAUAAAGACCCAGAAAAGAAGGAGGAUGAAAAUGGUACAAGAAAGACGGUCGAAGUAGAAAAUGGCUUACUUACAAGGAUUUUGACCAUCAUUAGUUAUGAUUUAGUGCUUUGGUUCUUCUCAGCGGUUAUUCACACAUUUUUUAGAGAAGUAAAGUCCAGAGGAACAUUCAAUAUCCCCAAGAAGGGAGCAAUUGUGUUUGUUAUUGCUCCUCAUGCUAAUCAAUUCAUUGAUCCUAUAGUGGUGAUGUCUUCUGUGAAACAAUAUUCCAGAAGACGUAUUGCUUUCUUGGUUGCAGCGAAAUCGUACAGAAGAAAGUUUAUUGGAACGGGGGCAAAAUUCACGGGGGCGAUACCAGUGGAAAGAGCACAAGAUCUUCUAAGAAAGGGGACGGGAACAAUCAAACUUCAGGACCUAGAAGAUGGGACUAUAGUUGAAGGUGAAGGAACUUUAUUCACAAAGGAAUGCAUGAAAAAGGGUUUGAUUGGAUUACCAGAAUCGCUAGGCAAUGCAGUGAUCGAAUCUAUUGAAUCAGAUACUAAGUUGACGUUGCGCAAAACGUUCCAGAUAAACGUAUCGGAUCCCAAAGAAGCAGACAAGAGACGUAUACAGCGCUUGACAGAAGGUACGCCCUUUAAGGUAGCUCCACAUGUUGAUAACAACUGCGUUUUUCAACAUGUUUUUGACCAUUUGAACGGAGGUAACGUAUUGGGAAUGUUUCCUGAAGGGGGUUCACACGAUAGACCUGAUUUAUUACCAUUGAAACCAGGGGUAGCGAUCAUGGCAUUAGGGGCAGCAGCGAAAUCGGAAGAUCCUGAUGCCGUAAUAAACGUAAUACCUGUCGGGAUGAAUUAUUUCCAUCCUCAUAAAUUUAGAUCUAGGGCUGUUAUCGAAUUUGGUAAGCCUAUCAAGGUUGAUAAGAAAUUAGGAAAGAAAUACGAGGAAAAUCCUAAGGAUUCAGUUGCAAAAUUAAUCGAUGUCAUCACUCUAGGUUUGAAAGAAGUUACAGUAACAUGUGGGGAUUACGAUACCUUAAUGGCAUUACAAGCGGCGAGAAGAUUGUAUACUUCGUCAAAUAGAGAGUCAAUACCUUUGCCUCUAGUUGUGGAAAUGAAUAGGAGAUUAGUCAAGGGGUAUCAAAAGUAUUCUAAUGACCCUGAUGUCAUCGAGAUGAAAACCCUUGUUAGUAAUUAUAAUAAGAAAUUAAUGAGAAUGGGAUUACAUGACCAUCAAGUCGAAUCUUUAACUGAAACCAAUAGGAUUCACACUUUUGUUACAUUUGCCGCCAGAUUAUUUAAGGUGUUUUUGUUCUUAGGGUUGAGUAUGCCAGGAAUCUUCCUUUUUUCACCCGUGUUCAUCGUUGGUAGAAGAAUCGCCAGAAAAAAGGCGAAAGAAGCAUUAGCUGGCUCAGUGGUUAAAAUUAAAGCUAAUGACGUAUUGGGAACGUGGAAAAUCUUAGUUGCAUUAGUUUUGGCACCUUCGUUGUAUAUUUUCUACUCCAUCAUUGGAACCUUUUUGAUUAUCAAACUGAACAUCACUAAGGACAAGGUUCCAACAGUUAUAAUUUUCUUGGUAUGUUACGGAUGGUCUGUUUUAACUACGUACGCGUCCUUGAGAAUUGGGGAAAUUGGGGUGGACUAUUACAAGUCGUUAAAACCAUUAUUCUAUUCGUUACUUAGUCACCAUAAGGACAUCAUCCAAAUUGAAGAUUUGAAGAGAAACAGAACCCUUUUGGCGGAGAAAGUCACAGAAUUUUGCAAUUCAUACGGACCCUCUAUGUUCGAAGACUUCGACAGAUUUUACCGCCAAUACAAUAACAUUGAAUCAAGCGAAUAUGUUAACGAGUCCGAAUCAGAUAUCGAGAACGUACCUGUGAGUAACACGGUGAACCGUCCUAGUAUGUCAUUAUUGAGAUCUGCAUCGUUUAACAUCAACAAUUUGGCCGAUGUUCCAAUUUUCUCCAUUCCAGGUUUCCUGGACUUGCAGUCAGAUGUUGGAGAUGAUGGCUCUAAGGGUGAACAUGAAAGUGACGAAUCGUCUUCCUUUGACACCAGUGAUAUCGAAGCCAGCGAUGUGGGCGAUCUACAAAAGAGCAAAUUAAGAUUAAGGAACGCCAUGAAAUCAAAGUUUAAUGCCGAAAACAACCCUUAA